This is a messenger RNA of Onthophagus taurus, 1472 nucleotides long. Lineage: Eukaryota; Metazoa; Arthropoda; Insecta; Coleoptera; Scarabaeidae. The record is from RefSeq and is a predicted model, not a curated record.
AAUUUCAUGAUAUUUAAACAGUUAGAAUACGUAUAAUUUCGCAUAAUUGGUUGUGCGUUUUUGUGCGACACGUGAAACAUUGCAUGUCUUAUUAAUUUUCUCAAUUGACGAUAUUACAUAAUAUCACUUCACUUUUGCAAGUUUAUUUCUCAAUUUCUUUCGUAUUGUAUUAAGCAUCCGAAUAACAAGCAGCUCUUAUAAUGCUAACAUUUCUUCUCGUUUUAAUUUCAUUUCAACAAAUUACUUGUAAAAAUAUUUUAUAUGUUGAUUUGGUUCCAUCACCAAGCCAUCAUGGAUGGAAUGAAGUUCUAAUUGAAGGCUUAUUAAGUAGAAACCAUAAUGUUACAAUGAUUGGAUAUUAUGAUUCAAAAAUAAAACAUCCCAAUUAUGAAGUUUUACAAAUCGAUAUUAAACCAUUUACUCACAGUGUUGAUGCAGCAUUCCAACAAAUGUCAGCUUCUGGUUCUGCAAAUCAUUUUGGAUUACCCCCAGUUGUUGCUGUUACCGCUUUUGGAAUGUAUUCUUACAUUAAUGAUGUUAUGGGGCAAACAACCGAAAAUUAUAUUCCAUACUUCGCUUUACCAUACUCAGAUCAUAUGAAUUUUUUUGAAAGAAUACACAGUUCAUUUUAUUUAACCAUGGAAAGCAUAAUAAGACUAAAUAAUUUGAAGAAUUUAAAUGAUAUUUCUAAAGAAACUUUUGGACCAAAAUCUAGAAGCAUUGAAGAUUUAUUUAAAGAAAUUUCUUUAAUGUUUCCCAACGAUCAUCCAAUUUUGGAUUACCCCAAACCAACAGCGCCGAAUGUUAUUCCAAUCGGUGGUGUUCAAGUUAAACCACCAAAAAAACUUGAUAAGGAUUUGCAAAAAAUUUUAGACGAUUCCAAACAAGGAGUAAUUUUCGUAUCUUUAGGUUCAAACUUUGUACCAAAAUAUUACGGAAAACAUGCUAUAAAAUCUUUUAAAGAAUCGUUCUCAAAACUAAAUCAAACCAUUCUUUGGAAAUUUGACGAUGAUGAUCUUCCUAAAAAUGUUAUUACUCGAAAAUGGUUCUCUCAAACCGAUAUUUUAGCGCAUCCAAACACGAAGCUUUUUAUAACUCAUUGCGGUGGACUAAGUACGCAAGAGACUAUAAUUAGGGGUGUUCCAGUUAUUGGAAUACCGUUAUUUUUUGAUCAAUAUAGUCAAGCUGGAAAGAUUCAAUCGAUUAAUGGAGGUGUAGUUCUAAAGUAUUGGGAAUUAACGACGGAGAAUGUUUAUAAUUCUAUUUUGGAAGUGUUGUCUAAUCCUGUGUACAAAAAUAAUAUGAAACGAUUAUCUACAUUGUAUAAUGAACAACCAGAAAAUCAAUUGGAAAAGUUUUUACUUUGGGUUGAUUACGUGCUUAAACAUGGGCAUUUAAAUCAUUUAUCUCUUGGAAGUAGAGAAAUGAGAUGGUAUCAAGUAAAUAAUUGGGACCAUCCGAAUAAAAAGUAG